This is a messenger RNA of Mercenaria mercenaria, 4059 nucleotides long. Its product is annotated as tumor necrosis factor receptor superfamily member 1B-like. Bases 604 to 2649 code for a protein of 681 amino acids. Lineage: Eukaryota; Metazoa; Mollusca; Bivalvia; Venerida; Veneridae. The record is from RefSeq and is a predicted model, not a curated record. Gene Ontology annotation, molecular function: protein binding. The transcript has 8 exons.
UUAUUUUUUUUCGCUGUACGACCGCACGAAUAUCGGGUGUGCUGUAUUUAUUUAUAGUAUCUGGUAGUACCUGUGUGUAAUCAAAUUGAAAAAGAAAUAUUCAGAUACUUAUAUUAUGCCAUCUUGUGACUUGUUAUCAACACAUUUGCUAAACGGUGCGGACAGCAUGGGUCUUAACUGUUUACGUUAAACUUAAUUAAGGUAGUGUUAAACGUUUAAUGGCGUAUCGUCAUUUACCCGGCUGUGGAAAUGAAAUCAUUUUACGAAUUCAUGACAAUACAAUAUGUUUCCACGACAGCAGAAUAAACAGUACAAGAAUAACAAUGAAACAGAACUGCUAAAAAGAACUUUAACAUGUUUUCCUGUGAAAUCAUAGGCUUUUUGAGAGAAUUGUUUGCACGGAAUCUGUAUUAAACAUGUGCCAAUAAUGUAAUUUGGAUAAUUUACAAAAACUGUACACGCUAUGACUACUUAGUGGUCAGAUUGGAUAAGUUUAUGUGUAUUUGUUUUGAAGUACUCCGGGAUUUGUAUCACGGGCGUUUUCAUCAGCCUGAUCCUCUUCAACCUUAAAACUUGUAUCUCGCCCCUGGAAAUGUUGAUAGGAUGGUUUUGCAAUUGUUGACAUGCGCAGUAUGUUUUAACUACAUAUUUUGUAUAACACUUCCUUGUGAUCAAACCUAUGAAGCCAGAAAUGGUCAUCUGUGUUACCCGUGCAGCCCGGGAUAUUUUCAAGUUUCAGACUGCGUUGUAGAUGGUGAACAAGCAAGGUGUAGACGUUGUGGAAAUGGAGAAUAUCAACCUUAUUGUGAUAACUCUAUAAAGUGUGCUAGCUGUACACUGUUCUGCCUGCCUGGACAAGUCAUAGUUAAGCAAUGUAAUGCAACUAAUAAUAAAGAAUGCCAGUGUAAAGCUGGUUUCUUUUGGAAACCUGAUGCAGCCAAGCCUGAUGAAGCGGAGCCUGGUGCAGUGAAGCCUGAUGAAGGACAUUGCAAGUCACACAGUAAGUGUGGACCAGGAGAGGGAAUGGUUGAAAUAGGCACACCAUAUGAAGAUACCAAAUGUGAACCAUGUAGAGAAGGGGUUUUCUAUUCGGACAAUUCUUCCUUCGACAUCUGUACACCUUGUUCUACAUGCAACACAACAGUAAUCACCAAAUGUACAGCUAUCCAUGAUACAGUUUGCGGCGAUCAGUUUCCACGGCGGCCACCACAAACAAAGAAAUCGUCUAAUCGUAUAGGUGACAGUGCUAUAGCGGGGAUAGUUUGUUCUGUAAUCCUUGUAGUUGUUCUGUUGGUUGUAGCAUUUUUCAUAUACAGGUACAGACGGAAAAAAGCAUUUAACAGAAACACUGAAUCCUGCAACUUCGAUUUAUCAGAAACAAAUACGUACAGAGAAAAUGGUCUUGAAAAUAGUCAUAGUUUAUCACAAACAAACGUCGUUGUUAGCGAAACUGAGACUCCUGAGGAUAUUAUAUCGGCAAAUGAAAAUGACAGUUCUGAUGAGAGUGAGGAAGAUUCAGUGAUGAGCUAUGCAAAUUUACAGCAAAGCCGAGAACAUGGAUGUGGAAAUAAUGCCUUCGAUUCUCAGUCAUGUACCGAAUUUAUGACACAGAAUGAGCCAGACAACAACUUCAAUGCCAUUCAAAAUGCACAAGCAACGAAAUGUUAUCAAUCACCGCAGACAACAGGUGAUUGCUCCGAGAUAAAUAAAAAUCUAGUGAAUGACAAUGAUCUUAACCAGGACCUUAUGGUUUACGAUGUACAAACAAAUUCUACUGAAAGUGGCGAUGAAAACCUAAAGGAAGAAGACAAUGAACAAAUACAAGUUCAAGGCAAAAACGAAUACACUGAAUAUGGGUCAAAGAACACAGAAAGCAACAGUUUACGAUCAGCCAAUGAAAAAACUUUGCCAGCUGGUCCUGUUAAGAAUAUUGACUCACCGUUAGAAGGGAAAAUCACUGCUGGCAAUGAAACGAUCAAGUACGACGAAUCGAAUAUUAACAAUGGUGAACAUACUGAUCUUAGUACAGACGCUGCUGCUGUACUCCCGCGAAGUUCUCUUCAAUAUGAAAUAUCGCAUAGGGAAGGUAUAACGGAAGAAAGCAUGACAGAAGAAAAUAAAUCAGAGGUAGGAAGUCAAAUAGGUGGCGAUUUUGAAGACGAUAGAUUAGAGGAAACCACUCGGUCGGAUGACUGCAGUCGGGAAGACAGAAUGUGGUUUGAAACAAACGCCUUCAUUUCGCGCAACAUGCAAUGGUGUGAUUUUCGUUUAUUUAUCAUGCAGCUUGUAGCAAACACGAAAGAUGAGCUUCUGAAGACUAUACACGUCAUUAUAGAACAUGCACAAGAAGAAAAUAAAUAUUGCAGAAAUAGGAUCUACAGUGUAAUGAACACCUGGAGACAGGCGGCACCAAAAGCAACAGUACAGUGCAUAUUUAAAGCUCUGAAAGAAUGUUCACAGGAGCUUACACGCAAAGAACUUAAAGAAGCGCUCAUACAAAAAGGAUUGUUAGAUAGAAUGAAUUCUCCGUUUCAUUAUAUGGUUGGACAAAAUGAAGAAACUGCUCAAAAAAAUUACUUGUCUCCAGGCGAAGGUUCAGCCCAUAUUCAUAGUGAGAUCAAACAUGAAAUGAACGAGUUGAAAGUUUAGGAAAAACAGAAAUAUAUGUAAUUGCUGAUAAGCAAUGUCCUAUCUAUAACUUUUCGUAUCUUGUCUAGCAGCCAAUCAUUUUUCUUGUACGCCUAUAAUUACUGUUUCCUCAAGAGCCAUUUCAUUAUUAUUUCCUACAAACGAUUAAUGUAAGGCAGCAUCAUCCAUAUUUUGGUCUUUAUGUGCAAAGUAAGAGAGGUAAGGUGCGUUUACAAGUACCACAGAUCUGUUUUAAGGUGGAUAUUGCUCUAACAGUUAGACCAUCAUUUAUCCUUCAUUACAGCUGGAUAGACUUGAUUAACUGACCUGAUAAAAAGAGGUUGAUUGUACCUUCUUGCCAGUGCCAUAGUUGCCAGAGGGCCAUUAUAAAACCAGGUGUGAUGUUAUGGCUAGAAGGCAAACACUGGCCGUGUUAUGUACAUUCUGUUAUUUUUUAUCUUGCUAGUUUCAUUUUUUUCCAUAAACUCUUAAUAUCAUUUGUACUACUUUUUCAUUAAAAUACCAUUAUUUUUUUAGAAUGGAUAUUCAUCCGCCGUAUUGACGUUGUUACAUGUCGACGUCAGAACGCGUGAGGCACUGUAGUCAUUGCCUGAUUUUUUUAAGGUGCUAAUUUUCUAUUUCUGUGUGUAUAAAAAUAUUUUAUGUAAAUAUGUAAUAGCCAGAUAGCAUACUUAGUCAUUUUCAAGGUUUUCAUUGUUUCAUGAUUUUUUUCUUUUAUGCUGUACAUUGACUGAAAGCAUAUAAAUGCAUUCAUGUAAGGUUUGCAAAGUCGAUAAUUUGUCUUUGCGUGCAAGGUCACAUUUAGAGGUAAGAUGCAUUUGCUAUUACCACAGGUCUUCCUGGAGACGGGUAUUGCUAUAUAAUGAACUCAUUACCUAUCUUCUUUUUAUAAUUUGUUUAGAUCUGAAGGUCAUUUACCUUAUUUAUAAAAUGGGGUUAUAUAUCGCUCGGUUGUACAUUCUAGCCACCAUGACAUACAGAGUGCUAUAAUUGUCCUAGGGCCGUUAUGAAAAUAGAUGUUCCAUUAUGGCUAGAAGGCAAACAACAGCCGAUUAUUGACCUUUCUAUUAAGAGCCUUCUCUUCGUUUUUAUCAUGGCAGUUCCAUUUUUUUUCAUAUUUUCUAUAUACUUAUGUGUUUUAAUUUGUUUUUCUGUUUUCAUCCACAAUGCCAUUAAUAUUGGAAAAUUGAUUUGCACCCUUUCACCCGCCGUAAUGAUGUUGCCACACGACGUAGACGUCAGCACCCGCCGGCGUUCGAUUACCCUUGUCCAUUUUGAUUAUGGCGCGCGAGGCACGGUUGUGCAUUAUGGAUCAAUCGAACCUAAUUGUCGACUUUUUUGUUACUUUUUAUAGCAAAAUAUAAUGUCAUAUAUUGUUUACCUGUUGUUUAACUUCGUUAUUCGGAUGUA